CGAGGAGCUGAAAUGCUGCAGAGCAGGAGUGGGAUCGCUCUGUAAGGCACACAGUGGUUUGCGGAGCGAUAGCAGCGGACCCAGCUCCCUGCCCCGGAUAAGGAACAGCUGCAGUCGCUGCAAAUGUGCGUGAAAAGCAAUUUCCAAUCUUUGCAUUAGGACUUCAGAUGCAUGCCAGGUUUCCGCUGACUGCAACAAUCCAAGGUCCCCACACAUGGAGCCCCCAAAUCAGCAUGGCAGUGGAAUUUCGUUAGUUGUGACCCAGCAGCCUUCUUUGGAUGGCCGUCAGAGGACAGACAAUGAGAGAGAGAUUCCGCCUGCUGCUGUUUUGUCCCUAGACCAGAUCAAGGCCAUCAGAGGCAGCAAUGAGUACACAGAAGGGCCUUCGGUGGUGAAGAGACCUGCUCCUCGGACAGCACCCAGACCAGAAAAGCAGGAGAGGACGCACGAAAUCAUACCAGUCAAUGUGAAUAAUGGCUACGACCAGAGACCCUCCAGCCACCUGGGCCCCGCGGGACCCCCGAGCAGUGCCCGCGGCCCGGUUCUGAGCAGGUCCACCAGCAGUGGCAGUGCAGCCAGCUCUGGCAGCAGCAGCAGCAGCAGCGCCUCCUCGGAGCAGGGGCUGUUGGGACGCUCCCCGCCAACCAGGCCUGGCCCUGCUCAGAGGUCCGAGAGGGCGGUCCGGACCCAGCCCAAACAACUGACUGUGGAUGACCUGAAGGGUUCCUCGAAAGAGGACCCGGCCCAGCACAAGUUCAUCUGCGAGCGGUGCCGGAAGUGCAAGUGCGGGGAGUGCACGGCGCCCCGGACCCUGCCCUCCUGCCUGGCCUGCAACCGGCAGUGCCUGUGCUCCGCGGAGAGCAUGGUGGAGUACGGGACCUGCAUGUGCCUGGUCAAGGGCCUCUUCUACCACUGCUCCAACGACGACGAGGGGGAUUCUUGCUCAGACCACCCGUGCUCCUGCUCACAGUCACACUGCUGCUCCAGGUACCUGUGCAUGGGAGCCAUGUCGCUGUUCCUGCCCUGCCUGCUCUGUUACCCUCCCGCCAAGGGGUGCCUGAAGCUCUGCCGGGGGUGUUACGACUGGGCGCACCGCCCGGGGUGCAGGUGCAAGCGCUCCAACACUGUCUACUGUAAGCUGGACAGCUGCACCUCCCGGGCCCAGGGCAAGCCCUCCUGAUCUGUGGAGGGCCCUGCACCUCCUGGACCCUGGCUCUCCAGCUGUGGCUGUAGAGGAAGAUCCUGUUGGAUGCUGAGCUUCUUUUCUUUGAGGUUUCCCUGCUUCCUGCCUUCUGCUCCCCAUCCCAGGGUCUGACUCAUGGAGUUUACGUUUCCACUGUGGGUGAUCUUCAGUGAGAGGAGACGGAGACUGCGCGGACUCCCACCGAUGGCAAGAGCCGAGGGCUUCUGGGUAGCCUUUUUCUUCUACAAGUGGCCCUCCAAAGUGGUGCUCCCACACACCCCCUGGACUGCAGUGGCCCAGGCUGUCUUUGACUGGCUUCGGUGGGAGCCAGGAGAUUGGUUCUGGAGGAGGCAGCUGUCAGGCUGCUGAAGAAGCCGUGUCUCCAGUCUGUCUGCAGUCAGGGGCACCGUCCUAGCAUGGGACCGUGAGUAGAAGGGAGGAGCCAGUUUUGCCAUGACCUGAAAGUUCCCUUUAACCACUGCCCCUCUGCUCCUUGGUUCCCUCCCUCGGUCGGGGGUGUUUCCUCCUUUCUGUGGUUUUGGGUUUGCUCCACAGCAUGGAGAUCCGUCCUGUACUGCCCCAUUCCUGCUCCAGCCUCCUGUCUGGAGGGCUCAGUGCCUCCCCCACGCCCAUGCUCUUCACCAAAUCUCUGUUACUGACAGGGGCUCUUGGUGACAGGCUGAUUCCUGGCCCGUCUCUGGGUGUUAAAGAGCUGAGCUGCCUGGAGUGGUCUUGGCUCCUGCGUGGUUGCUUCUUUUGGCCCCUCUGGUAGUUAGCAGCUGGGUGAUUCUAAUCUUUUCUGUGUUUUCAUUGCCUUAACCACAAACUGUGGUGCUUUUUGUAUAUUUUAUGUAUAAAUCACAAAGUUGAAUUCUGACUAUUUUUAAGACAAAAGUUUGUUAAACUUUUUUAUUGUAAAGAAUAUUUAUUAUGCGAAUCUCUAUUAUUUUAUGAUAUUUAUUGCAAAAGACUGUUGAAAUGUACUCCUGUCUGAAUAUAACAAAAUAUCAAUACUUAAUGGAAAAAAAUAAAGUGACACGAAGAAAGUACAUAUGUUAACUACAAUGCAGGAAAUAUAUUAAUUAAUAACUGUC
Molecule: messenger RNA, 2277 nt
Organism: Marmota monax (woodchuck)
Lineage: Eukaryota; Metazoa; Chordata; Mammalia; Rodentia; Sciuridae
Gene: Spry1
Product: sprouty RTK signaling antagonist 1
Exons: 2
Coding region: 215-1180 (321 amino acids)
Biological process (GO): negative regulation of MAP kinase activity; negative regulation of fibroblast growth factor receptor signaling pathway; multicellular organism development
Cellular component (GO): membrane; cytosol
Source: RefSeq, a predicted model, not a curated record